ACGAAUUCCGCUCCGGCCAUAUCAGCUGAUAUGAGUGUAAACAGAAGACAGGAGACGCGCGGACGCGCAGCCUUGCUGAGGAGCUUGUUGACCUCAAAACACAUCACAUGCAGCCGCACCAAGAAGGGAGUUGACGCACUGCUGCCUAUACCUCCAGUGUCCAUGGAGCAACCGCAGCCGGAAGAGCAGUUCCUGUGCUGCGCCAGGAACGGAGACCUGGACGGCAUUCGGAAGCUCCUCGCGUCCCAGGUGAGCGGAAAGACCACGUUGGACAUCAACUGCAAAGGUAAAAGUAAGUCUAACCGGGGGUGGAGACCGCUUCACUUGGCCUCAUAUUUUGGACACAUAGACGUGGUCGACCAAUUACUGAAGGCCGGCGCGGAUGUCAACCUGCCCAACAACAUCGGAGACACGCCUCUGCACAAAGCCGCCUUCACGGGGAGAAAGGUACCCGAACGCAUCUUUACAACCCGAUCGAUCAAGCAAUCCAAUCAUCAAUCAAUCGUUCAGGAGCUUGUCAUGCUGCUGCUGCACUACAACGCGAGCGCGACUGUCAUCAACGGGACGGCUCAGACUCCCAAAGACCUCACGCGAAACGCGGAGAUCAGACGCAUGCUCGCGGCGGCCGAGAGGACGGAAGAGAGGAAACAGGAACGCCAACUUCUUGAAGCAGCGCGAGAAGGAGACAUCGCCGCCCUAAGUCAGCUGCUGAGCAGCAAGAAGCCGCCCAACCUGGAGUGCGCAGACGAGCUGGGCAACACUCCGCUGCACUGCGCCGCCUAUCGGGGCCAGAAGCAGUGCGCCGCCAAGCUGCUGAGGGCCGGAGCCCGCGCUAGUGUGAGAAACAAGAACGGUCAGACCGUUUUGGAGCUAGCCAGCGAUGCAGCCAUGACGCAGCUGCUUGAAGGCAACGCACGCCGGGGGAUGAGACGCUACGCCAAGAAGUUUGAGGGACUCCUCUGGAAGAGCUCUGGAUCUUUGGGCUGGCGCUCCUGCUGGGUAGUCCUCCACGACGGCGUGCUGUCCUGGUACUCCAAACGGUCUGACGCCGCUGCCAACGUCAGGAGGCAAGGAUCAAAGUCCCUCACUCACGCUCAGUGUCUGAGCCGAUCGAAAGAUUGCUGCAUCUUCACCCUAACGUGUUACGAUGACAGCGUCCAUUACUUCAAAGUCUCGGCCAAAGAGGAGCCCGAGGCGACAAGAAAAGUACGCUUUGAUGAUUUGACGCUUGCUUGGUUGGACGCUUUGGACGAGCACUCAGCCUUCAGCACGCACUACUGCUCCCAGGAGAAGGGCGCCCGGCGGGGGGGCGACGACGACGACGACGACGACGACGACGACGACGAAGAGGAGGAGGAGGAGGAAGGCUCCUCACUGGGCCGGAUAGCUGACGCCCUGCAGGCGGCGGGGGCGAGCCACGGCCGGCUGCGGCGGGAAGUGGCGGCCGUGCUGUCGCUCAUCGAGAUUGACGGCCUGGCGCGAGAUAGGCUUUGCAUUCUGGAGAAGCUGCGGGCCAUCAACGAGCUGUCGAGCGAGACCGGUUCCAACUUGGACGUCUGUCUCGGACUGGUCUCCAAACAGGAAGUGGUGCGUAGCAUGAAAUUGGAGCUGGAGGUGGAGAAGAAUAAGAUUCUGUCGCGAGCGCUGCAGACGCUGGCCACCGAGCACCACGAGCUGGAGCAGGUCGCGGUCAAGGGCGCCGGCGGCCUCAGCGACGAUGAGUUCCACGACGCCGUGUCUGGUUCCGACUCGGAGCUCUCCCUGAGCGGCUUUGAGACGGCGGCGAGUCGUUCCUUCCAGGAGGAGGAAGAGGACGACGGCGCCAUGCUCGCCGUGUUGCGGGGCCAUCGCCAUAGCGACGAGGCGCAGACGCAACCCAACGGGGUCACCAAGUAUAGGACGAGCUUGCCUUCGCCCAUGUUUUCAAGAAAUGACUUCAGCAUUUGGAGUAUUCUCAGAAACUGCAUCGGAAUGGAGCUCUCCAAGAUCGCCAUGCCCGUGAUCUUCAACGAGCCGCUCAGCUUCCUGCAGCGUCUGACCGAGUACAUGGAGCACACGUACCUCAUCCGGCGGGCCGACGCCGCAACGGAGUCCCUUGACAGGAUGAAGUGUGUGGCGGCCUUUGCCGUGUCUGCCGUGGCGUCGCAGUGGGAGAGGACGGGCAAGCCCUUCAACCCGCUGCUCGGAGAAACCUACGAACUGGUCAGGGAGGAUCUGGGUUUCCGGCUCGUAUCGGAGCAGGUGAGCCACCACCCUCCCGUGAGCGCCUUCCACGCCGAGGGCCUCCAGCAGGACUUCGCGUUCCACGGCUCCAUCUGUCCGAAACUCAAGUUCUGGGGGAAGAGUGUGCAAGCCGAGCCCAAAGGCGUCGUCACGUUGGAGCUGCCCAAUCACAACGAAGCGUACACGUGGACCAAUCCCACGUGCUGCGUGCACAACAUCAUCGUGGGCCAGCUCUGGAUCGAGCAGUAUGGAAGUGUGGAGGUGAUCAACCACAGAACUGGUGAAAAAUGCUGCCUUAACUUCAAGCCAUGUGGCCUUUUUGGUAAAGAACUGCACAAAGUGGAAGGGUACAUACUGGAUAAAAGUAAAAAGAAGCUGUGCGCGCUGUACGGCAAGUGGACCGAGUGUUUGUACGUCAUUGAUCCCGCCGCCCUGGAGACUCACAGGAAAAGCGACAGGAAAGGAGUAGAAGGCAAAAACACCAGCAGAAAGGACGUUCCCUCGCAAGCGCCCGAUAGUGUGGACGUGGUUCCCGGCAGCCAGCUGCUGUGGAGGAUCGCCCCCCGCCCGGCCAACUCUGCCCAGAUGUACAGCUUCACGACCUUCGCCAUGCAGCUGAACGAGCUGCACGAGGACAUGGCAGGCGUCCUUCCUCGGACAGACUGCAGGUUGAGGCCCGACAUUCGAGCCAUGGAGAACGGCGACAUCGACUUGGCCAGCGAGGAGAAGAAAAGACUGGAGGAGAAGCAGAGGGCCACCCGCAAAAAAAGCUCCAGAAUGGACGACGAGUGGAAGAUGAGGAGCCCCGCACUUUGCCCAAGGUGGUUCCAGCAGGGCCCCAAUCCGCACACCGGCUCUCAGGACUGGAUCUUCACUGGCAGAUACUGGGACAGGAAGUAUCCUCAUCGACCAGACAUUUACUAGAAUUCUCCACAAGCAAUACGCACUAAUGAACUGUGGCCUUAAACUGCGUUGACACUCUAGAAGUGUGCAUAUACUGUAAAUGUCAGUAUCUCUGGGGGGUUUUACAUAAAUGUUCAUCAUCGAGGAUUUUUAGCUCCUGUGUGUGUGUGUGUGUGUGUGUGAGAUUUAAUAGGCUCCUUUCUAUUUUAAAAAAUCCCUGUGUGUUGUUUUUGUGUACAGUAUAAACGCAUCCUGAGCCAUCAAAAACCUCAUUUUCUUCCGUACAAAAGAAAAACCAUGUAUUUACAUGUAUAUAAAGAAGGCAAUAUCUAAGAUUGUUAUGCACUGACACCAACCGGUCACUUUAUUAGCUACACCUGUAAAAACCUAAUGACACCAAAUAUAAGAGCUUCAUUGAAAAUUGUGCCUCUGGGUUCUCUGUCCACGUUGCUUCCUUUUUUUUUUUUUUUUUUUUUUUUCUUCCAACCAUUGAAGCUGUGGUAAUCCAAAUGUAAUGGAAACCCCCCAAGGGUGUGGAUUUUUGUCUGAUAGACAUUUUUCACUUACCGUAAUGCCCUCACGUUUGGGCAAGGAGAGCCACUGUCACCAAUGCACUUUCAAUCAUUUAUUGAACGGGACAAGCAGCCAAACACACAAAUACAAAAUGAAAACACUCGCAAAGAGCACGCGCGCACUGAAAUAACCAGCCAACACGACACUGUCACUCAUUAGUAAUUACACUUUAUAAAACCAUUUUUUUCUUUACAUUCUCUUUUAUGUUUUAUUGUUGUUGUAUACACUACAGCACUAUUUGUCGUUUUUAAAAACGUGACAAAAAGAAAACGCUGGUGAUUUUUUUUUGCAGGGCUGAAACAGAUGAAUGCAAUUUUAAUUUAUUUGAUAAAAGAGUAAACUGAGUUACAAGCUUGGUCACGGAACAAAUUAAACUCCUAAGUCAAGGUACCACUGUAUUUAUUUACUACAAAUAAUAUAGCUUUGUUUAUCUAUCUAUGCCAGCGCUGCAUAGUGACAGGCCGAACAAUGAAAUGCUCUUCCACAAGACGGCAGAAGGCACAUAGUGUAAUUAACCUGUGUGUCCAUCAUGGUCUUUUCUAAAAUAGGCCUACGUGCCCCCAGCUCAAUAAAGGUUGGGAAAUGCCGAUCUCGACAACCAACAGCACUUCCUGACCUGACUUCCUCGCCCUCCUCUCAGUAUGCAGGACACACGUUGAAGUCCACCAGGCCGAUCACCCUCGCCGCCCGUGCCUCGGACGCAACGCGCCUGCCAUUAAUAAUCAUGUUUCUCAAGCAGCCCAUGUACGGAGAUGUCACGGGGGCCCCGCUUGACUCUAAGGCCCCUGUAAAAAAAAAAAAUAUAUAUAUAUAUAUAUUUAUAUAAUACAAAUAUUAAGCUCCUAUGCACUCUUUUUGAAAGAAGUCUUAGUGUGAUUUCAUACCUCCAAUGUGAAGUAAUCCCUGUGUUGUAGAGGAGGGAAAAGAUGCAAAGGGUCCCGCCUUCUUUUCAGACGUGGCGUCCACCAUUAGCAUGAGGUCUUUUUCUCCUUUGGAUACUAAGCACAAAGGAUUGUGUCAAAUGUAACAAAACUGUUUUUGCAUCAUGAUUUCAGCCUUUAAUUCAAUGGACAUUGUGCUGCUCCUUCUGGUGUAUGUGCCAUAGCCACCAGGGGGCCAAAUAAUACACAUAAAAUACAUACUUGAAGAAGAAGGUCACAACUAAGCUCAGUAAGAUACAAUAAUAUUUGUUGUUUUUCGCAGCGCAUGAGGAAUAUAUGCAUGUGAGUAUUGUUAUAUUGUCUGUCUGCAUGUGUUGCUGCAGCAUUGUGUUCAGCUAUCCAUUGCUUAAAGAUUUAUAACUACCA
Messenger RNA from Phyllopteryx taeniolatus (common seadragon), 5006 nucleotides. It is a transcript of the gene osbpl1a, whose product is annotated as oxysterol binding protein-like 1A. Bases 31 to 3147 code for a protein of 1038 amino acids. The transcript is spliced from 28 exons. The record is from RefSeq and is a predicted model, not a curated record. NCBI's taxonomy places the organism in Eukaryota, Metazoa, Chordata, Actinopteri, Syngnathiformes, Syngnathidae. Gene Ontology annotation, molecular function: cholesterol binding; protein binding. Gene Ontology annotation, cellular component: membrane; cytosol; intracellular membrane-bounded organelle.